This is a messenger RNA of Heterobilharzia americana, 892 nucleotides long. The record is from the annotation of a GenBank genome assembly. NCBI's taxonomy places the organism in Eukaryota, Metazoa, Platyhelminthes, Trematoda, Strigeidida, Schistosomatidae.
AGGUAUUUAAUGAAUUUGAAGAAUUUCGUAAUAUAUACGGUCCUGUAGAUCGAUUACCUACACGUAUCUUCUUUGUAGGACCUAAAAUUGCUGAAGAAUUCCCGGUUGACUUAGAAACAGGUAAAAUGUUACAUAUUAAAACAUUAGCUGUUGGUGAACUGACUAAAUCUGGAGAACGUGAAGUAUUUUUUGAAAUGAAUGGUCAGUUGAGAUCAAUUAUUAUCACUGAUAAAGAGGCUACAAAGUCUAUUUCAUUUCAUCCAAAAGCUUUAAUUGGUGUCAAAGGUUCUGUUGGAUCACCAAUGCCUGGUGAACUUGUAAUAGUCAAUGUAAAAGAAGGUGAACUAGUUGAAAAAGGUCAAUUAUUAGCUACUCUAUCAGCUAUGAAAAUGGAGAUGAGUAUUACUGCACCUAUAUCAGGUUGUGUCAAAAAAGUUCAUGUUUCAAGUGGUAUGAAAGUGUCAGGAGAUGAUUUAUUAUUCGAUAUUGAAUAAAUUCACUAUAUAUACUAUAUACACUUUCAUUAUUUACUUCUUUAUUAUUCUAUACUACAAUCAGUUGAAUGAUUUUAUGAUUUAAUUUAGUGUUGUUUCCUUUAUCUAUUUCUUUUUAUCUACAAUAAUCUUUCUCAAAAUUUAUACAAUAGACAUGAAAAUGAAGCAAUAAGGAAUCGAAGGAAAGGUAAAUUUUCAUUAUUCUCUUCGUUUUUGUUAUAUGUACUAGUUUGUUUGGUUUCUUUUGUUCCUCUGUACUUACAUUUCUCAGUUUAAUCUAUAGAGAUGAAUAAGUUACUUUUUUUUCUUUUCGUUUGUUUAUAUGAAAUACUUUAAUCUAUAUGAUUAGUUAUCGUAAUAAGUUAUACUUUUUGUUCUGUUCAAAGCUUAGUGAACAC